Phlebotomus papatasi is the source of this 4466-nucleotide messenger RNA. Its product is annotated as orexin/Hypocretin receptor type 1. Gene Ontology annotation, biological process: neuropeptide signaling pathway. The transcript has 9 exons. The record is from RefSeq and is a predicted model, not a curated record. Gene Ontology annotation, cellular component: membrane. Gene Ontology annotation, molecular function: neuropeptide receptor activity. Lineage: Eukaryota; Metazoa; Arthropoda; Insecta; Diptera; Psychodidae. Bases 1026 to 2972 code for a protein of 648 amino acids.
AGCAAAGGAUCUAUGGACCUAUGUACAAGAAAACACCAUGUAAGUUGGAUAAAUGCCCAGGACGCAUGCGUUUCAACGGCUCGUGCAUCUUUAGCCUGUGUUGGUGUAUUAUAUGGUUUUGAUUAUUUGGGAAAAAGGGGAAAACUGUGUGUAUGAUAUUGCUGACGGUCACAGUAUCAAUCCGAGCACUAGUCACUUCAGACCAUUCAUCUCAGUUUUCCCGGAGUCUUCCUCGUGGAAGCAUCUCAAAUACGCUCGCGUGUCCUUUGUCCUCGGUGAAAAAGCAUCUUUCGUCCUCCUACCCAUGAUAAAGUGAUUUCUUGGGUUUAUUUAGGGUGGGUAGCGAAGGAUGGAAAAUCCUUGUGACAAAUAAUUUCAUUGGAGUCAUUUUAGCUCUGUCAUAAGAUAUACACUGAGGGUGAAUAAAUGGGACUAUACCCUUCUGAAAGACAGGUGAAAAUAGGCUGUAGAGGAAGUUUAAUAUCCUGCCUAGAUGAGCAUUUUGUGACUGGGCUUGUCUUGCACAAGGAUGUGAUAUCAAUAUAAAUUUUCUUUUCCACAAGUAACAAAAAAAAUUAUUGUGAACAAUGAAACAGGAGUGAAAACCCAACCCUUAAUCUAUUUAUAAAAAAGAAAAUAAAAAAAAGAAAAAUUGUGGAUGAGAAGUGUGAUUUGAGAUGUGAGGGAAAAAGUCUUCUGCAAUUUGAAGAGGCAUCAAAUGUAACUUGAGAUAAACAAAGGAAGGAAAGAACAUCAUCUGAGCGACAAAAGUUGAAAUAAAAAAAAUAAAUAAAGAAAAAUUCGAGUGAAACAAGAGGAAAUUCAAUACGAAAUGGGACAAUAGGAAUGUGACUCAAGGACUUAUGCUGGAAAUUGGAAAGUAAUUUAUUUUUCUCAUGUGUAACACCAAACAACAUUCGUGGUGGAAAACACGGACAAAUGCAAAAGAGUGGGUCAAUUGGGUGCGAAGUUGAACGGGAGUGAAACUGGUGGAUGGAUAGAGGUAUAUCCAUCAAUUAGGAACAAUGGUGAACUCUCGUACGGAUUUAGAGACGGAGAUGGCUGAGGAAAUCCCGGAGCACUGGCUGGCAACUAUUGCUAACUAUGUGUUGGGCUUCCGGAAUGACACAUUGGACUUCACUGUGCCCAUUCUCAAGCCCGUUGCCGUACGAUUCUAUCCCAUUUUUAUCCUGCAAUAUGGUGUCCUUCUCGUGAUUGGUCUCCUCUCCAAUAUUGCCGUUAUCGCCUACAUCAUGCACUAUAAAUUGUUUCGAGAUGUCACACACUCCUUUAUCGUUAAUCUGGCUUUCUGCCACGUUGUCCAGUGCUCAGUGGUCCUACCAAUCACCCUUAUGGUGCUCCUCAUUCAGAAUUGGGUUUUUGGCCAGUUCCUCUGUUUCUUCCUGCCACUGCUUCAGGAUAUUCCUCUUCAUGUGGCAAUUAUAACACAUUUGCUAAUAGCGUGGGAUCGUAUGCGGUGGCUUAUGGACCCGCUAAAAGCUCGUUUACCAGCUUUCGUUUGCAGUUGUGCUACGUGGUUAGCUGGAAUGGUGAUUGCUCUUCCAUAUCCAAUUUAUACAACAUAUUUGGAUCUUGGGAUGUAUCUGAAACAAUUUCGAGGAGUUGGGAUUUGCGCUGUAAAUCUCGUGGACGAUAUGCAAGAAUACAUGCGAGGACUUUUUGUUAUAAUGUAUUGCGCACCUGUUACAAUUCUCUCGUAUUUGUACAUAAGGACCUCACGGGAAUUACGAGAGCCUGAUGGACCCCUCGAUGUUCUCAUGUUCGAAGCCAGAGUUGAUACACGCAAUAUACAUCAAAGGUCACUGUCUACGUCAGCAAAUGCAAGGAGUGGCAGGGGAAAUACCAGCAGCGGAAGCUCCGGAACAAGACGUUCAUCUUUCCGGACGCAUCAGCAGCGCUCGUAUGAUUUGUAUGAUGCUGAACUGGAUGUAUGUCGUGAGAAGAGGACACAGCGCUUCCUGGGAGCAAUGGCAGCCGUCCACGUUAUUUGUGUUUGCCCCCUAAUGAUAAUGAGGCUCGCUCGGAUGGCCCUCGUAGAGACCUAUGAGAAUUCCACACACUUCGAUCUCACAUAUCUCAUGUUUGUGUGGAUGGCCUUCCUGCCCACCACAAUCAUCCCCUGGCUGUAUGGUUCGUGGGUGUUGUCCAGCUCCAGUAAUCUCCAUGGAUGCUGUACCUUUUUCAGGCCGGUGAAGGAGCGUCUCCGCGGAUACUUUCGCCUCUCUUCCCGUCGCAGCAACAACAGCAUCCCGAAAACCAAUGAACCUCGUCUUUCGACAACUGAAGACUUUGUCUCACAGGAUGUCACCACUGAGAUCUCUCACAUCCAAGAGAGUAACUCCCGCCAUGGAGAUUCGUUCACGCGGAAACACUCCCGGAGGCGGGAUCAUCGUCGCAGCAGUAACAGCGAAGGCGCAUCUACGGCUUCUCGAGGAUCUAGGAGCAAUUCUGUAGGACGUCAGACGAAGAGAGACUCAAAUGCAAGCUCUGACCUCCGGGAGGUCUCACCCUUCAACGAGAGGAAGUGCACAGCACCACUGGAAGGGAAACCAGUGACUUCAUUUGCAUACAGAAAAUCAAGCUUCCUGCUUGACACCAAUUCAACCGUGUCCAAUGAUCCGUCUUUUCCUGGAUCCACUAGCACCCUCGAGCAUGACCUAGAGAUUAUAGAUUUGCUGGAACGAGAAAGGAGUAUGGAUAUUCAGGAAAUGCUUCAUAGAGAAGCACUGGAGGAGCAGAAUAGGAUCAAGUGUAUUCCUGGGCAGAGAAUCCUGCCGGAAAUUUCAUCAAAUCGAGGUUUGGUGUCUUCUCCACAGAUUCUGUCUAGUUCGAGGGGUAGCACAAGACGCGUGAGACACAAACAACUGGCGAAAGACAUCGAUCGCAGGGAUCUUCAGGCGUCCCGAGCGAGACGCACAAGGAGAACAAAUUGGCUCAAAUCCACAAACUAGAGACUAUACAAUUCAGGUGCAAUUUAUUAGACUUUAUCGUUGAGAUUAGGGGUCAGGCUGAUGAAUAGCCUCUCAGAAAUUAUAUGUGAAGUCUCCAUUGGAGAAAUUCACACUUGACACUUCAUUUGAUGGUGAAAAUCUCACAGCUCUCAUGGUAUCCAAGGUGCUGUCGAGAGUUGGCUGGGGUUCAAUUAAUUGAUAUCUCUGUUGGGUGUACUGUGGCACAGAGUCCUGUGCACUGGCAUCCGGAACGCCUCCCCCGGCGAAAGCCCUUUGAUAUUGUGGAACAAAUGGGUAGGAUUGCUGUUGAUUCAAGUAUGGUGCAAACACCUGCAGAGAGAAGCCAAUUCAUAAACUAUAACAUUAUUGGGAAUAAUUACACACUCAUAUCCUUCAAACAGUCCUCAUAUCAAAUGUAUUCAAUUUUGUUUUUGUUCGCAAAACUUUAUCCUCCCACGCGUCAUAUCAAUCCCUCUUAUAGAAAUUCUACAACACAUAAAUUGUGUCCUUUUAUCUGAAAUUGUCUGUUUUAGCAAUUAUAUUCCAUCGAGAGGACCAAUCUCUGUAAUGGUAUUAAAUUAGAGACAUGUCAUAGUUUUAAUCCAUUUUCCAAAGUAAUGGAUUUGGUUAAAUGUGAUAUUUGUAGAAAAUUUGCAAAGAUUUUCUAAUCCCUUCCAAUUUAACCCAAGAAACUUCUAAAUCUCUCUAAAACGUGUCACCUUUCCACAACAUGACAAAUUCUAAAGUAACCAUUUUUAGGUGGGACUCUGUAAGAGUGUCCAAAAUAUUUAUGGAUUAAUCUUUCAAGAGGGUUCAAUGCUUUAAGAAGUUUACAGACUUUUCUUUCAGCGAGCUUUAAAGCAUUUUUUUCUCUUUUGGGUGUAUCGCUAACAGAUGGUCAUUAAAACCAUAUCAUCCAUAUUAAUGUAUUUGGGAUAUUGUUACAUAAAGUAAAGUUCUUAUAGAAGAAAACAUUGUAACCUGUAGAUAUGCCUAAAGUCCAUCGGCGAAUUUUAAGCAAAAAAGUUUAACCCAUUAGGACCAGAUGCCUCUACUCCAUAGAAACAUGAAACCAAUGAAUUUGUGUUUUAUUUCAUCCCAGUUUUUUUUUAGUAAUUUCAAUGAUUUACGAGAAGGGUUUGUUUUAUUUGAAUUUGCUUUUGCGCCGGUAAUGUAGGAAAAAUUAUUUUUGGACUUUUUUGGUAGAUUCUCUUAUAAGUAAGAAGACAGCCUUAUCAACUUUAAAAGGUUAUAUCUCGAAAGUAAAAAUUGAUUUCUAUGUAGGUUCAUUUUUUGCUCUUAAAAAUAAUUUUGAUUAGCCGUAUUUCGUUUCUAUACGUAACUUUUUAGCCGAAUAUCUCUCAAAAGAGUUCCUCAAUAUUCGGUUAAAAUUCCUGAAGCCAAAAUUCCGAACAUCUAAAUCCUGGAAAACCAAAAUUCCAAAGAGACAAAAUCCCGAAUCGGUUGAAAUCCCGUAUGGGUCAAAAUGCAAAA